AGCGAGAGAGAGAGAGCGCAACCUAGCUCACUGGCUGGCCAUCGCGACACACUCCCUCACACACACACACACACACACUCGCACUCAGUUACAGCGAGCUGCAGGGGUAGACUGUGUGUGUGUGCGUGCGUUGUGCUGCAGAAAUCGAACCGAAGAAGCACUAGAAGAGUGUGGAUUGUAUAUUUCCUUUCGUCGAAUGAAGAACUACAAGUCUGGACUGUACUGGAAAGUGUUUUGAGUGGAUUUUUAAAGUGGAUUUUUUCGCUUGCGGUGGAGUUUGAAGGACCCGUGUGGAGAUAUGGACAUUCGGGAUAUCUCUUACUGCAGGGCUAACUCGCCGGUGGUGCCGUUCGCUUAGAAAAAGGGAAUUCAAAACUCGGUUUUAGGGAGGUUUUUUUUAACGGAUAAUUGAUGAAGCGCUUUCUGUUCUGUGCUAACUUUAGGGGAGCUGGGAUUUACCGAGAAUCUGGAGAAACUGAGGCAUUUGUUGUAGUCGCUUUCCCCGUAUUUAAAAUAACUCACGGUUCAGGAACAGCGCGGAAAACAUGGAGACUGUAACUCGCCAAAGCUUUCAACCUCACCCCGGUCUGAAGCAGACUCUCAAACAGUUCCAUUUGAGUUCUAUGAGUUCUCUUGGAGGACCGGCGGCAUUUUCUGCCCGAUGGAAUCAUGAGCUUAUAUUCAAGAAAGAGGGGAAAGAGCCGGAGCCCGUUCUUCAUAUGCCGAUGCAGCCUCCGCCGGUGAUGCCGGGACCCCUGUUCAUCCCGUCCGACCGCUCCACCGAGAGGUGCGAGACAGUACUGGAGUCCGAGACUAUCUCCUGCUUCGUGGUCGGCGGCGAGAAGCGGCUUUGUCUGCCGCAGAUCCUCAACACGGUGCUGCGGGAUUUCUCCCUCCAGCAGAUCAACUCGGUGUGCGACGACCUCCACAUCUACUGCUCCCGUUGCACCGCGGACCAGCUGGAAAUACUCAAAGUUAUGGGGAUCCUUCCCUUCUCCGCGCCUUCAUGCGGAUUAAUCACCAAAACGGACGCGGAGCGCCUCUGCAACGCCCUGAUCUACGGGGGAACAUACCCACCGCACUGCAAGAAGGACUUUACGGGGCCCCUGGAGCUGGAGCUCACGGAGAAGAGCUUCAAAGUGUAUCACGAGUGCUUCGGUCGCUGCAAGGGGCUCAUGGUGCCCGAGCUGUACGCCAGUCCGAUGGCCAACUGUAUCCAGUGCAUGGACUGCAGGCUUAUGUUUCCCCCGCAUAAGUUCGUGAUUCACAGUCACAAAUUGUUGGAGAACAGGACUUGCCACUGGGGUUUCGACUCGGCCAACUGGCGGGCAUACAUGCUCCUUAGCCAGGAUUACAACGGCAAAGAGGAAAAGGCUCGCCUGGAACAACUCCUGGACGAAAUCAAGGAGAAAUUCGACUUCGCCAACAAGUACAAGAGGAAAGCGUCAAGGACUUCUGAUCACAGUCCAGUGAAGAAGGCCAAGCAUGAAGAGUUCCCGCCCCAAUCCCCCUCGGCAGACAAAGACAAGCAACCUGAAUGGCUGCGCUCCCUCUCUGCAAAGGGUCUUAACUGUAUGGCUCCUCGGCAGAGGCCCUCGGCAUUCAGGCCGUGGUCCCCCAACAUCUCCAGUGACAAGGAGACCCCCACCAGGCCUUUAGCUCUGCUGAGAGACAGUUUCUACAGCUAUAAGAGUCUAGAAAGUUCUGUGGCCCCCAACGUGGCCCUGACCCCCCUGCCUGUGCAGAAGGUUGCUCAGGCAUCGCCCCUGGCAACCAGCGGGGUAGGUGAGGAGGGGUCGCGCCCCAGGAAGAGGAAGUUGAGCGGAGAUGUGCAGUCGACCCCUGACCCUCCAGCCCCUCCUCCCCCCACCUCCUCUGCCUCGGCUGCCGUCAGCCAACCCCCCCAGGAGGAGAAGGCCGACUCGGACGUAGACAUCGAGGUGGAUAGCCGUGAGGAAUUCACGUCCUCCCUCUCCUCCCUCUCCUCUCCCUCCUUCACCUCCUCGUGCUCCGCCAAGGACCUCAGCUCGCCUAGCACCCAAGGGCCGGUCUCCACGGUGACCUCGGGAUCUCUGGAGGGCUCGGCAGUGGCGACCCCUGCGGGCACGGGGUCAGAGGUCGUGACCCCGGCCCUGGAGUCGGAGCUGGAGACCCUUCGCCAGGCGCUGGACGGAGGACUGGACUGGAAGGAAGCCAAGGAGAAGUUCCUCCACGAGAUCAGCAAGAUGAGGGUGAAGCAGGAGGAGAGGCUGGGCUCGGCCCUCCAGGCCAAACGCAACCUGCAGCAGGAGUUGGAGUUCCUGCGCGUGGCCAAGAAGGAGAAGCUGCGCGAGGCGACGGAGGCCAAGCGUAACCUGCGUAAGGAGAUCGAGCGGCUGCGCGCCGACAGCGAGAAGAAGAUGCGGGAGGCCGGCGAGGCGCGGCUCAGGCUCAAGAGGGAGCUGGAGCAGGCGCGCCUCCUCAGGGUCUGUGACAAGGGCUGUGAGGCAGGACGCCUGCGCGCCAAGUACUCCGCACAGAUCGAGAACCUGCAGGUGAAGCUGCAGCAGGCGGAGGCGGACCGUGAGCAGCUGCGCGCUGACCUGCUGCAGGAGCGCGAGGCCCGCCAGCACCUGGAGCGCGUGGUCAAGGAGCUGCAGGAGCAGCUGUGGCCCAAAGCAGCAGACACGGGCAACGACAAGGCCAUCAGCAGCAGCAGCAGCCACGCCAGUCCUGCCGCCACCGCUGGCAAGGACUCCAGCAACUAAACACACACGCAGAUACGCACACACACACACACACACACACACACGUACAUACAUGCAUAUACACUCAUAUAGGCACACACUCAUACGCACACACACAGACACAUGCUCACACACACACACACCAUCCUCCCAGUUUCACACACACACACAGUCACAGACAGUCAUCCUCUCUCUAUUACACACACACACACACACACACACACACUCACAUGUGGAGAGAAGAUGUUGAGAAUCCUCUACUCCUCCGGAGGUCUCCUAAGGAACUGAGGGGUUUAACAGACACACAAAUGAAAAUGAAAGACCAUUUCUGACUGGGAAACUUCUGUGUGAGCGAGGGAAGGCCGUGUUCUGCCACUGCCUCAAUAGCACUGCAACAGACUUCUGCCACAGCGGUGAGGAAAAGAGCUCGGAGAGCUAGGACUUUGUGAGGGCAGUGGAACAGAUUGGAACCGUGUGGAACCGACGGAACUGUGCUUGUUUUUUCGGAGAACAGAGAACUGAGAGCGCCUGAAUGGACACAGAUUUGUGCCGCCCCGAAUCGGAAAAAGAACGAGGGUGUGCGAGAGAACUCGUUGUUGUUCGUUCUGGAGAAGUUCCCUGGCAGCGGAGCCUGCAGCAGAGUGAGAGAGAGAGGGGGAGGGCAAGAGGAACCACCGCUCCCCCCACCCUGCAGUGCUCUCCGUUCUCCCUCUCCCCUCUCCCCUCUCCUGGAGAAAUCUGAUGACUGUGCUGCAAGCGUUUGAAAAGACUGCAGAGCAUGCGGGAGUGUACGUGUGUGUGCACAUUUCUGUGUUUGUGUGUGUGUUUGUGUGUGUGUGUGUGUGUGUGGUUGUGUGUGUGUGGUUAAAGAACAGAAAGGUCUGUCUGAGCUUCAGAAUCAACCCAACUGCGGCCAGAGAGAACAAAGUUUGAAAUCGUUUAAGAAGCAAGGUUUACAGUUUGUGUGCAUGCAUGUGUGUGUGUGUGUGUGUGUGUUUGUGUGUGUGAGAGAGAGAGAGAGUGUGGCUCAGGGGCUUGGUGAGGUGCUGCUCUCUGCCUGAAAGAACAAAAAAUGAAACGUUCAGUGUCUCAUCAUUUGGGGCGAACCAAGUUUCAUGCAUCUUUACGCUUGGAUGCACACAAAUACAGACAUCCACACAUGAAUACACACACAUGCACACACAAUGUGGUCAUUAUGCGUCAGUGUGUAUUUUGGGUCAAACCCCAUGGGCGAAUCUUUUAAAGAUGUGGUGAUGAUUAUUUGUGUGCUUGUGACACACACACACACAUACACACUCACACACAUACACACACAUACAGAGACAUAAAAGCUCUGCUUUACUCCUCAGAGAAAUGUGUGUUUUUUUUCUUUCACUGAAGAGCUGGCAUGACUUUGCUCUUUUCAAAAAUCGUAACCAGCAAUUUCAUCGAACUAACGAUUUUUUUAGGAGUGUUUGGAGUGUACUCCUUUUACAAGAAUAACAUACAUACAGACACACACAUACACUUACAUAUAUACAAACACACACACACACACACACACACAAGUGUUCUUUUUACGUAAAUUAUGAUAUAUGUAAAUAUAAAUGGUUCUUUUUUUUUACUCUACCAGAAUGAAUCGCACUUUGUCAUAACAAAAAAGAGAAAAAAAAGUAAGAAAAAGUUUGAAAGCAUUUUAUUCCUGCUCCUCGUCCCAGUCCCGCUGAGUUUUUUCCCCGAGCCUCUUGCCAAGGGGUGUUUUAUUCGUAAUGAUAUGCAGCACAGUUUAAUGCAAUGUAAUCAUGUGGUCACGGCUAGAAGGUGUACAUAGGAGCCCGCCAUGCACUUGCUUGCUUGCUCAGCUAGGUGGCGUCACAUUGCUUGGCUGUUUCUUCAAUCCAAUAGAAUUUUUUUGCAGUUAUUGUUAUUAUCUUCAUUAUAAAUAUUACUAUCAUUGCCCUUAAAUGCAAUAAUCAUACCUUUUGAAUCAAUUAAUUUGAAAUAGUUUUCUUUUUUUAGUCUUUUUUUUUCUUUUUCUUUUGGAAACAGUUGGGUGGUUUUCAGAAUCAGUGUACGGUGUGAAAGGUUAGACAAAAAGAGAGGGUUAUGGGUGUGGAUGAAUCCGAGCCAAUGGAAAGGAAGGCUAGUCAUGUUGUAGUAAUGCUAGUCCUGUUCCAUUGGGGCUAGCCCUGUUCUCGCAAUGCUAGUUCUCUUCUAGCAGUGCUAAUCCUAUUCUAGUAAGUCUAAUUUCACUGGAACAAUGCUAGUCCUGUUACAACAGUGCUAGUCCGGUUCUAGUAACCCUGGACUUACUGGAGGAAUGCUAGCCCGAUUCUUGUAACGCUAGUUAUACUAGAGCAAUGCUAAUCCUGUUCUAGUAAUGCUAGUCUUACUGGAGUAAUGCUAGUCCUGUUCUAUCUGGGCUAGUGCCUCUUGAACAGGACUCUCCCAGGCGGAAGCAGGCUGUAGCACACAUGGAUCAUGGCUCACUAACUUUAGCUGAUAUAUUUAGCGUAUAGUAGAGAAACAUAUAUUUUAUAAAAGAUUUGAAUAGGUUGGGUACAAUGCAAUCAGAAUGUACAUGCUGUUGAUGCUUUUUUGUUUCCCUUUUGUUGUUAUCUCAUGUUGAUGUUGUUGUUGUUUUAAAUGUGGGGAUAUUUUUAUUGCUUGUCUUACAUUCUUUUCCUCCAAUAGCAAGCUCAUAUAAUUUCUUUGUAUGCAUGAAAUUGAUAAGUAAGAGAGAAUAUGUCUGCCAUACAUAUAAUCAUUAUUGGGCAUUAUGCUGUUUGUGUAAGGGUUUCAUUGUAUUAGGCAAUAUAGCGCAAAAAAUGUUCUUAAGAUAAACCUGUAAAAGAAACAAACUUCUCCAACCACAUCUGUCUUCAAAAUGGGAAACUAAAUCCCUGUCUCAUGAAUGAUUUACUCAAAACACAGACACACACAUAGUCGCAGUCAAACACAAACAUAUGUUCAGCGUAUGUGCACAAAGAACCAUCGUUACAUUUGGAAACACUCUCAUUGUUUUAAUGUAAUGCUGGACAGCCUCAAGUGCCUGGACCUGGCCGACAGGUGUCCAGAACAGGAACAGUGAUGAUGUAACAAUGACCGCAAGGUCAUAAUUAAUCCGUGCUGGCCCUCUGAUUGGUUCAGCCUCCAAACCCUGGGCAGACGCUCCCGCACACGGGACAUACCAUUUUGCACUCUUGUAAGGGGGGAAGGGUGGGUUCUGUGCUUUUUGGUACCCGCCCCCCCUCUUUGCCACAGAUUGAACUUGACCAUAUUAGCUCCGCCUCCAGAUGCAGCUCUUUGUAAUGUUCUUAAAGUGGUUUACGUCAGUAUUUCUUGCGUUGUCUCAAUUUAACAUUUUUUUUAUUAUUAUUAUUAUUAUUACUAGCAAAUCGGACAUUAGUCAACCAAUUGCCACUGGCUACAAAUGGCACCUGAACACAAAACAAACUGCUUUCUUUUUCCUUAAACGUUUCAAGAUACCUAUGUCACAAUAUUUUUUAGAAUGGACAAAAAAAAUGUAUUUAUGCGAUAUUUAGAGCAUAUUCUCUGUCUCUCUCUGUCUCUUUAUCUCAGCCGUAGGUUUAAGCCCUACUUAACAACUGAGUGUGUGCUCCACACGGUUCUGGAGGAGUUAUCCACAGAGUAAGGGCAUUAUAUCAAAGCCCAGCGUCUUAAUGCAGAGAAGGGGCCAGUGUUUGGGUUGUCUGCAAAAUUCUGCAGGCAAACAAAAAAAAGACAUUAGGGCAAUUGUUUUAUAGUUGUUUUUACACUCAAAUUGAUACGUGUAGUUUCCUUUAUUCAUGGUUUUCUACAAAAAAGGGAGAAAUUGUUCACGAAGGCUCUUGUAUCUCCCAGAUGAUGAUUAAAAAAACUGUUAAAUGAUUUAUUUUCUGAGCAAGAGCCGUUUUGCUAAACGAUGGACACAAAAGCAGCAAUAACCGUACAUAUUUAACAAACCUAGCCAGUGGGAGGAUUUUAAGAAAAAAAGUACAAAUUUACCAAUGUAAAUAUUUUUUUUUUUCUUUUUCAAUAUUGUAUUAUAAAUGUAUAUGGUGUUUCCUUUUUCAAAAAAAGACAAAAUGUUUCUUACAAGAUAGCUGUCUCGUUUUGAGUUGAGUUGAGUGUUUUAACCAAGAACAUGUUUUGAGGAAAAAAAAAAGAAUUACUGCAGUGCGCUAGUGAAUAUACCUUACAGUUAAACAUAGAUUCACCCGAUCGUUUGCAUUUUUUCUUUUUCUAUUUUUUUGCAGUAAGUUCCUUAAACCCCCCAAAUCAUGUUAUGUUAUGUAACACACAGGAGGGGAGGGGAGUCAUAUAGAUAGAGGCCGGCCUCGGGCCAGACCGGGCCCGAUGCUGGCCCGGAUGUGGUUGCAGUCUAGGCCUGUCCUCUGAAUUUCCUUUUUUUCUUCUCGUUUCACCACCCCUAUAUCUUUUUUUUAGCCCUAUGCUGCUGCUAAUACAAUAUAAUCUUUACAACUCUGAAAUUAUUUUUGUGUAAGAGGUAAAUGUAUGCUUGUCCUGUUCAGUAAAGCUGCAGAAGAUUAUGAUAAAGUAUCAGAAAGAAAGAAAAAAGCCUGGCUUCUAUAUCUCCUUAAACUGUUCUGUCCCUUACAGGACUUCUAUCUCCCAACCUAUACUUCCCCCAUCUCUCUCUCUCUCUCUCUCCAUCUCUUUCUCUCUCUCUGUCUCUCUCCUGGCAGACUAUGGUGUAAAGUAACAGACUUUAUGAGAUUAUGUUUGAGAAAUAGCUAUGCUUAUAUUCCCCAGUGACUGAAUGUACAGUGUAAAAAUGCAUUAUCAGAAAUAAAGUUGUUUGUCCAGAUAAAGUAAGGAG
Molecule: messenger RNA, 7548 nt
Organism: Sardina pilchardus (European sardine)
Lineage: Eukaryota; Metazoa; Chordata; Actinopteri; Clupeiformes; Clupeidae
Gene: skia
Product: v-ski avian sarcoma viral oncogene homolog a
Exons: 7
Coding region: 546-2747 (733 amino acids)
Biological process (GO): negative regulation of transcription by RNA polymerase II; negative regulation of BMP signaling pathway
Cellular component (GO): nucleus
Molecular function (GO): DNA-binding transcription factor activity, RNA polymerase II-specific; RNA polymerase II cis-regulatory region sequence-specific DNA binding; SMAD binding
Source: RefSeq, a predicted model, not a curated record